UUCCAGGGUUCCCUUCAAUUGCUGUAGUAACCUGGGUCCGGGGCCUCGGUGGUGCUCCGAUGUCCCUCACCCACCCCUGAAGAUCCCAGGUGGGCGAGGGAAUAGUCAGAGGGAUCACAAUCUUUCAGCUAAUUUAUUUUAUUCGGAUAAUCGGCUGAAUGUAACAGAAGAACUAACAUCUAACAACAGGACAAGAAUUCUGAAUGUCCAGUCAAGGCUUACAGAUGCCAAACACAUUAGUUGGAGAGCAGUGCUGAACAACAACCACCUCUACAUAGAAAUUCCCAGUGGUGCUCUGCCUGAAGGGAGCAAAGACAGUUUUGCAGUUCUUCUGGAGUUUGCUGAGGAACAGCUUCGAGUUGAUCAUGUGUUCAUUUGUUUCCACAAGAACAGAGACGAUAGAGCUGCAUUGCUCCGUACUUUCAGCUUUUUGGGCUUUGAGAUUGUGAGACCAGGGCAUCCCCUUGUCCCCAAGAGACCAGAUGCUUGCUUCAUGGCCUACACAUUUGAGAGAGACUCAUCAGAAGAAGACUAGAUUGCAAUGUUUGCCUCUUAGAGCUUUCUUGUUGUCUAUAAAGAUGAUUCUGUAGAAAUUUUGUCAACAUCUGUUACAGUGUGUGUAACUCUGCACGAAACGUUGUGACCAACUGCUCUGGUGGCGAGAUGUUGAAAAUUUCAGACUCCACAUCUUUUUCUGGAUUUGUGCGCAUGUUGUGGUUGUGCAAAUAAAUGCUCCCUCCAAAUUAGCAGUAUAUUCCUUGAAGUUUAAUAUUGUGUUUGUGAUACUGAAGUAUUUGCUUUAAUUCUAAAUAAAAAUUUAUAUUUUACUUUUUAUUGCUGGUUUAAGCUGUUUAAGACUUGCACUCUGCAGAGAUGGUUCUGGAGCUGCCCCAGCCGUUAGCGCUGUUGGUACGGCAAGG
Eurypyga helias (sunbittern) is the source of this 920-nucleotide messenger RNA. RefSeq names its product ornithine decarboxylase antizyme 1 (gene OAZ1). The record is from RefSeq and is a predicted model, not a curated record. Gene Ontology annotation, cellular component: cytoplasm; nucleus. Gene Ontology annotation, biological process: positive regulation of protein catabolic process. Gene Ontology annotation, molecular function: ornithine decarboxylase inhibitor activity. Lineage: Eukaryota; Metazoa; Chordata; Aves; Eurypygiformes; Eurypygidae.